Molecule: messenger RNA, 1230 nt
Organism: Iphiclides podalirius (scarce swallowtail)
Lineage: Eukaryota; Metazoa; Arthropoda; Insecta; Lepidoptera; Papilionidae
Source: the annotation of a GenBank genome assembly
AUGUCCAUGUUCGCCCGUGGACACGACGAGCUGAUGCACAGCGCCGCGAUGGGCGGCGGCGCGCUGUUCGGCUGCUCCUCCGCCGGCCACAGCGGCAUCAACCAGCUCGGCGGCGUGUACGUGAACGGGCGGCCGCUGCCGGACUCCACGCGGCAGAAGAUCGUCGAGCUGGCCCACUCCGGCGCGAGGCCGUGCGACAUCAGCCGGAUACUGCAGGUCUCCAACGGCUGCGUCUCCAAGAUACUCGGCAGAUAUUACGAGACGGGGUCCAUAAAGCCGCGCGCCAUCGGCGGCUCCAAGCCGAGGGUGGCCACCACGCCAGUGGUGCAGAAGAUCGCCGACUACAAGCGCGAGUGCCCCUCGAUCUUCGCGUGGGAGAUCAGGGACCGCCUCCUCAGCGAGAACGUGUGCAAUAACGACAACAUACCCAGCGUGUCAUCGAUCAACCGGGUAUUGCGGAACCUGGCAUCGCAGAAGGAGCAGGCGGCCUCCGCGCAGAACGACAGCGUGUACGAGAAGCUGAGGAUGUUCAACGGCCAAGCAGCCACCGGUUGGUGGUACCCUGGGCUGCCGACCGCGCCCGCAGCUCCCGCCAUACCGGCGCCCCUGCCGCCCCAGCUCAACAGGGCUGCUGAGGACCACAAAAGAGCAGACCCCCUGCAGUCGGAGGCGGGGUCGGACGGGAACAGCGAGCACGCUUCCUCGGGCGACGAGGACUCGCAGAUGAGGCUGCGGCUGAAGAGGAAACUGCAGCGGAACCGGACCUCCUUUACGAACGACCAGAUCGACAGCCUGGAGAAAGAGUUCGAGCGAACGCACUACCCGGACGUGUUUGCGCGGGAGCGAUUGGCCGAAAAGAUCGGAUUGCCUGAGGCACGUAUCCAGGUGUGGUUCUCGAAUCGGCGCGCGAAGUGGCGGCGCGAGGAGAAACUCCGCAGCCAGCGGCGCGAGGCACCGGCAGCCUCUCCCCCCGCGCCGCCCGCUCCCCGGCUGCCUCUCAACGGGGGCUUCAACUCAAUGUACAGCCCCAUACCGCAACCUAUAGCCACCAUGAGCGACACGUACAGCUCUAUGUCGGGCGGGCUCUCCUCGUCGUGCCUUCAGCAGCGUGACGCCGGCUACCCGUACAUGUUCGGCGACGUGCUCGGCGGCGGCUACUCACGAGCGCCCGCCGCCCACCAGCAACACGCCGGAUACACGCAGCCGCAGGCAGCAGCCAGCACCGGUGAG